Molecule: messenger RNA, 939 nt
Organism: Cuscuta epithymum
Lineage: Eukaryota; Viridiplantae; Streptophyta; Magnoliopsida; Solanales; Convolvulaceae
Source: the annotation of a GenBank genome assembly
GAUCCGCCAAGUUCUUGGGACUCCUUGCGAAAGCAGGCAAGGAAGCUCGAAGCUCAGCUUGAUGAGCAAAUGCAUUUAUAUCGUAAAUUAGUCAGCACAAAAGUUGAGAAUGCUGCAGACAAUGAUCUUGAAAGUGGGAUAGAACAGUUACUGAAACAGCUCCAACAAGUCAACUCUCACAUGCAUUCUUGGGUCUCAUCUGGAGGAUCUGAAUUUUUUUCACACACAUUGACUCGCCAUCAAGAAAUCCUUCAGGAUCUUACUCAGGAAUUUAAUCGUCUCCGUUCGAGCUAUAGAGCUAAAAAGGAACAUGCCUCAUUGCUCGAUGAUUUUAGGGAGUUUGAUCGCAGUAAUUUGGAUCUGGAAGAUGAUAACAAUGGUUCUUAUGAGCAAGCACUCCUUAAUGAGCGUGCUUCCCUACACCGGAACACAGGGCAGAUGGAUGGUGUGAUUUCUCAAGCACAAGAAACUAUAAAGGCACUUGUGUAUCAACGGUCAACAUUUGGUGGCAUUAAUUUAAAGCUUAGCAAUGUCAGCAGUCGGCUUCCAACAGUUAAUCACAUUAUGUCAGCGAUCAAAAAGAGAAAGUCAAUGGAUACCAUCAUUCUUUCGUUAGUUGCCUCAGCGUGCGUGUUUCUCAUCCUGGUUUAUUGGUUGACAAAAUGAAAAGGUAAUGCAUUUUUCUCACACUGCCAUCCAUCUCUGAUCAUGACUUGGCUCCAUCAUAUUCUUUUGUAUAUUAGUAUAUUACCUACAAAGGCACAAGUUAAUAAUUUUUGCUUUUUUGACACGAAUGGAAUCUUGAAUUGAUUUGUAUGUAAACAGUUGCCAUGUACACAGUUAAUUGGUGAAGAAUCAGCUCCAGUUUAGGCUUAUUGUUGAAUCCCCCCCCCCCCCCCCAAUUCCACAAGAUUUGCAUUUCCUGAAGAUAAGAAACCA